Setaria italica (foxtail millet) is the source of this 1571-nucleotide messenger RNA. Its product is annotated as basic leucine zipper 23. Gene Ontology annotation, biological process: regulation of transcription by RNA polymerase II; DNA-templated transcription. The record is from RefSeq and is a predicted model, not a curated record. NCBI's taxonomy places the organism in Eukaryota, Viridiplantae, Streptophyta, Magnoliopsida, Poales, Poaceae. Bases 719 to 1360 code for a protein of 213 amino acids. Gene Ontology annotation, molecular function: DNA-binding transcription factor activity, RNA polymerase II-specific; RNA polymerase II cis-regulatory region sequence-specific DNA binding. The transcript is spliced from 2 exons.
AUCGCACCGGGCCAAAUGUUGCAGAUCGAAGUGAAUAGGAAGAGAAUCUCUCGUAGGAGAGAAUCAUGGCGAGAAGCCGAGAACUAGGAUUCGCUCCUUUCCUAUCCUCUCCGCCGCCUCCGAUCCGGUAACGUCACUCUCCUAGUCUCCGCCGCUUCCUUCCCUCUCUAUUUCCUGAGGUUCUCCUCCCACCGAGAUUCCUCCGGAAAGGAAAGGAGAAGGCGAGCCAACACCAACAUAAAAGAUUGGUCGAGAGGCGAGAUGAGACGGACCCGAAAGUGAAAAGGGUUGGACCGUUGGAGGAAGCCCUCUUCUUGCAAGAAGCAGCCCUGUAUUGUAUUGGGAGGUCUUCGCUCAGUUCCAGACCCCUUCCACCAUCAAGGAAGUUCUUGUCCUGUCCGGGGUAUUGUGAGGUUGUGCUGUUUAUCGGUGAGAGUUUUCCAUAUGUUCAUGCUCCUGGCCACCAUGGAAAUUUGGUACUUACAUGAUCUCUUGACUAUUCAAUCACUAACCAGUAAUCUAGGGGUUACUUGAAUAUCUUUUGCAAAAGGCGAAUUUCUUUCGAAUUUGUUUCAACUUAAAUGAGACCUGCCUAAAUCAGUGAGCUUUUCUGGAACAUGUUUACCCAGUUCUUGAGUUGUUGGAGUGCCUUGGCACCUCUAUUCAACUCGGGCCACUUAACCGUAGAGGGAGAAUUUUUCUGGCACUUUUUGUCACAAUGGACAAUGGAGUAGACCUUCCAAUUCCAAGCCACCUUCCGUUAUCACAUCCUGAGAUCUCUCAUGGACUUGACGAUUUCCUGAAGAGUACAACUGCAUGUACUCAUACGCACCCUUGCAAUCCACCGGGUCCGGCGGCAGCUAUGCAUACCCACACAUGCCUCCACACGCACACGCAAGUCAUAGCCUCUGGCGAAGAGCAGAGGAAGCCUCAGAAACCUUUGGGAAAUAGAGAGGCUGUGCGCAAGUACCGGGAGAAGAAGAAAGCGCAUGCAGCCUUCUUAGAGGAGGAGGUCAAGAAGCUACGUGCCACCAACCAGCAGCUGCUGAGGAGAUUGCAGGGGCAUGCAGCACUGGAGGCUGAGGUGGUGAGGUUAAGGGUCCUCUUGUUUGAUGUCCGAGGCAAGAUCGAUGCAGAGAUCGACUCCUUCCCUUUCCAAAAGCAUAGCAGUGUUGAUUCUGUUAUUUGUACAGACCCUCCCCUUUGCUUUAACACCAAUGCAGAGGUAGCAGCCCGAGAGACCAGCUCUGGUGGACCAACAAUUUUGGAUUUUGAGAUUGAUGAAAGUGGCAGUGUUUCACGAGAACUCGAUAUUCCUGAAGUGGUUAAUUCGAUGGAUGCAGCUGCGAGCUACUUCUGAGUUUUGAGCUUAUACCCUGUUUGAAUAAUCGGUAGCUAUGGGUAGGCGUGUGAAGUUGAUAUACCCUGUCAAGAAGCUGCUGGUUAUAAGUUCUAAUUGUACUUGUAAGUGUGUACCGUACUUGUAUGAUACUAGUUUGAAAGAAGUGCUAUUCUGUUUUCUGCAGAAUUCCACUGCUAAUGCAGUAUAUUGGCCUAAAAAUGUUUCCUGA